This is a messenger RNA of Topomyia yanbarensis, 2714 nucleotides long. RefSeq lists its product as uncharacterized. Gene Ontology annotation, molecular function: calcium ion binding. The coding region runs from base 48 to 2213 and encodes 721 amino acids. The transcript has 5 exons. The record is from RefSeq and is a predicted model, not a curated record. NCBI's taxonomy places the organism in Eukaryota, Metazoa, Arthropoda, Insecta, Diptera, Culicidae.
CAAAAUCUUCAAAAGGCCAACCGUAAGAUUUGCAUUUCGACUCAAAAAUGAAACUUCCGUGCGAGGAGAACAUGAAUCGUGAGAACGAUCGCACGUUCACGGUAUGGAAGAUUUGUGACCGAAUUCGCCAAUCCCAGAGCUUACAUAAACACUCCGAACUGCGUAAAUCUCUUCAAGAACACGAUCCUUGUUCGUGCGGAUUUAUACAAGGCUAUGAAUUCGCCAACGUAUUGGGUUGUGUCCUACGGGAAUGUAUUUGCGGAGCCGAAAUUUGCCAAUUGGCAGAUUACUUCCAGACGCCCGACUCGGCAGGGGUAGCUUAUACGCAGUUUCUAGAUGUUAUCAGAUCAGAUGAAGAAUCAUUGGGAGUGUUGAAAACAAGAAAAAGUCUUUCGAGUAGCGAGCAUCGACUGUUGUCACUUUUAUUAAUGCAAAUCGCCAAAGCGCUACAAUUUCGGGAACAGGUUCUCCGACCGUACUUCGAAGACUACGAUCUAAUUGCUCGAAACGGUGGAUCGGUCACCUAUGCGUACUUUAAACGCGUUUUGUACUUUUUAGGAAUCACGUUUGGCCUUCAUGAAUGGGACCUCUUGGCAAAACGAUACAUGGUAGAUAACUAUAAAAUUGACUACGAGUCGUUUGUGAAAGAAAUCGAUCAGCUGUUGAGAUACUUGGAUAGCAAAGGCCCACUUGAUCGCCGAAGUGUUAACAAUGUUCCAUCGAAAAUCAUUACCGCUACGUUACCCAAGAGCGACAGACCAGAGGUUGGUGUGGUCAAUUUAUCCGAAAUACUCGGUAAACAUUUAGCAUACCAUCCAUGUUUGACACCAUCAAAGGAGGAACGUGACUUCCAGACAAUAAUGGAUCGUAUUCAGCGGUUCAUUUGGGAAAACAGAGUACGCACUCGGGAGUUCUUCGAACAGUUUGAUCUGUUAGUUUGCGGCUGGAUUAGUCGAAGUCAGUUUGUUCGCUCCAUGGAUGCACUUGGGCUAUCGGGGCUGUAUCGUUUGCCCUUAACAGAUCGUGAGAUUAGAAGCAUCUGUGAACGCUAUCAGGACCCGAAAGAUGCUAACAAAAUAUGUUGGAUUAGUUUCGCUGAACACGUCGAUGAAGUAUUCACCUUGAAAAACCUUGACCAUGGUCCAUUCCAAGUCGUAGAAUCACCUCCAGAUAGGAUAAAAAACUUGCCACAAGACGGUGCAUCCGAACCAGUGCAACAAAAACAACAAUACCGCGAUUUGACACAGGAAAUCGUUGGAUGUAUUCGGACCUUGGUAGAAGCUAAACGAGUUUUGAUAGCUCCUGUAUUUAAAGACUUUGACCCACAUCGUAAUGGGCACAUCACUCGCAGCCAAGUCGGUGAAGCGUUGUCGAUGGCAGGUGUGAUGAUAACGGAAGAGCAACGGUAUGCAUUAAGCGAGCGGUAUUCAGACGAUUUGGGAUUCAAUUACGUGAAAUUUUUGAAUGAUGUUGAUCCGAUGCCUGUGAUAAGAUCAGCCUAUGAAGAUUUGCAAACCAGACUAGCAGUGCUGAACGCAGCAGACAAUCGUACCGCUCCCGAUCCUCAUCAAUGCGAUAUUGUUCGUGUUUUGGCCAAAGUGAAAGGGCAAGUAGUGCGCAGGAAACUACGAAUUAUCGACCCGAUGCGAGGAUUCGAUCCACUCAAUCACUUUCGCAUAACCAAGGAACAAUUCGAACGUGGAUUAUCAACGGCUUCCUUCGAUCUAACGCCAACGGAGGUGCAUACUCUGGCCAUGAUUUUCAAAACGCCUCUGCAGAAUACGAUCGAUUAUAAGCGAUUUGGUGACACUGUCGCCGAGGUGGACUACCAAUGUGAUCUGGAGAAGGCUCCCAUGUUGGUCCCACUGCAACACGUUUCAACCGAAGAUGGUCCUCACAAUCAUCUGAACUUUGAAGAGCGAACAAUUGCAUCCCGAUCGCUUCAGAAGUUGGCUCGGUAUGCAGAUGUCGUUUCCAACCUAAGAUCCCUAUUCCAAGACUUUGACCGAAACCGUAUAGGAGUCAUCAAUCGCAACCAGCUCAUUCGCGCCCUGGCUGUCCGUGACCUGCAUACAGCGAUAUCCAGUCGUGAGUUUGAAGUGCUUUGCAAAUGCUUUGGCGUGGAGAUAGGUUACAGACAGGAAAUUAACUAUCGAGCACUGCUAACGGCACUAGAUUAUCUAUACGCCAAUCGCGAAAAUCACCCAUUCUGAAGUGUUAUAUAUUUGUUCAAUUAUUAAUCGCAUGCACCGGUGAAGUGUGCGAACGACUGGUAAUAAAAUGGUAUAAAUUGACAAGAACUAAAACAUAACAUUUCAUAAAGAAAUAUACUCACACACCAAGCUGUUUGAUUAAAGUAGCUUAAAAUGACGACUAUCAGUAUUCUAAUCGCAAUUAUUAGUGUUAUCAUUCUUAUAAAUGCUCAGGAAAAUUGUCAACUGGAAAAGUGUCCCGAAUACGGUUCGAAUGAAGUGGAACAUGUUCUAACACUACUUCCAGUGCCAUGGAACUGUAGUCAGUACGUCAUGUGCGAUCGAGGUUUUCAGCAUAUCAGACCUUGUCCACUGGGACUUCACUUCAUACCAAGCUUGCGAGUUUGUGAGUUCCCAGAUCGCGCAACCUGUACCGAAAGCUGCCUCCAGCCACCUGCAUACUCAUUGGAGAAUAAGGAUUAUAAUGGUUCUGGUUACCUAGUUCUGAAAUAAAGACAACUC